This is a messenger RNA of Aplysia californica (California sea hare), 1713 nucleotides long. Its product is annotated as zinc transporter 6. The record is from RefSeq and is a predicted model, not a curated record. Gene Ontology annotation, cellular component: membrane. Gene Ontology annotation, biological process: transmembrane transport; monoatomic cation transport. Gene Ontology annotation, molecular function: monoatomic cation transmembrane transporter activity. NCBI's taxonomy places the organism in Eukaryota, Metazoa, Mollusca, Gastropoda, Aplysiida, Aplysiidae.
AAUCUACAAUUUAUAUAAAUAUGCAACCAUUGGGUCAUUGAAGUAAUUGGAAUCCCAAAUAAUUAAUGAUGUUAGAAUCUACUUCCUUGGUCAGUCUAGAAAAUCUACAUUUUACUUCAACAUUAAUUGAUUGACUUGAAUAACGCAGUGAAGGAAGAGAAAUAUGAUCAGUUUACAGUGAGUGAGCUGAUAUAAUACUCAUCAUACUCGCAGUCAUAGUAUACCAUACAGUACAGACAGCUGAAUUGAUCUGCACGGUAUGGCUUCUCCUUCGACAUACAACGUCAACAGAAUGCCCGAUUUGAUCAGCAGUAGUGUCAACGUUGAAGUUGGCGAAGAAAGGAAGCCUUCACAGACAGUGUACAAUACAUCAGGCACAAUCUACCCAUUUUUGUCAGGACAUGGGCGAACUGGUUUGAGCUGGCUCAUAGGGGAGGUGAUGAAGCUUCUCCAAUUGUCUGAGGCAAAGAAAAUAAUGUCCUUUCUGGUGUUUUGUAGCCUGUCUACUGUGACUCUGCUAUAUUGGUGUCAUAGCACUAACAGUAUGGCUUUGACGGCUUUUUCCUUCGUCAUGAUAUUUGACAUUCUCAGUUUGUUGACAUGUUUGCUGACUGUGUGGGUGCAAGCACAACAGCCCACAAGUGCUUUUUCUUUUGGAUAUGAACGAUUUGAAGUCCUCGCUGUAUUUGCAUGCACAAUGCUGGCCCUGUUAGGAGCAUUUUUCAUCAUGAAGGAAAGUGUUGAAUCGUUGCUUUUCCCGCCUGAAGUUCAUACAGGACGCUUGUUGGUAGGCACCUGCUUUGGCUUGUUGGUUCACCUGUCUGUCGUGUACACAAUGAGGAACAGAGCGUUCAACCAUGUGAUUGAUGCUUCCAGUUCUAGCUGGCUGCAGGAACAUGUGUCCGACAUGAGUGAAAGCCUUUGCUCUGUUGUGCCUGGUUUGAGCAAGUUGCUGUUGCCAAGGAUUAACCCAUUUGCUCUCAUUGGGUUUGCCUGCAGCCUGGCUUUGAUGAUCACUUAUUUUCUUAUUGAUACUCACCAAUACUACGCCGCAGACCCAUGGGCCGCCAUAGCCAUCGCCUUCAUGACAUUUGGCACAAUGUUCCCCAUGAGUGCUUACACAGGGAAAAUCUUACUGCAGACAACGCCAUCACAUAUUUUGGGUCAGCUAGAUAAAGUGCUCAGAGAAGCAUCGACAUUGGAUGGAGUACUGGAAUUUAGGCAUGAGCAUUUCUGGACCCUUUCAUUUGGAAGUCUGGCUGGAUGUGUACAGGUUCGUGUGCGGCGAGAUGCAGAUGAACAGCUUGUCCUGGCGCACGUUUACAAUCGACUCAACAGUUUGGUCUCACGACUCACCAUCCAGAUUUUCAAGGACGACUGGUCCAGAUCUUCUACUUACACUGCCGGAGCACUGAGUGGACCAACUUUCCCUGGACCCAUAGGGUUUCAGGGCCCUCCCAGAGUUGCUUCACCUACUCAUUCUCAUUCUCAUGAUGCUCCAACUCCCCCAGUACUGCCUAGUUAUAGAUUGAAUCCUUCGUCUUAGUGUUACUUAUUUUCUUCUUGCACUCAGCUGUCCUAAGUUUCUUACUCUUAGAAAAGCAUAAAUCAUAUCAGUCAAGCCUUGGGUGAAUGAUCAUAUAAUUGUUGGUGGUGGAAGUCAGGUAACAUACCACUUAUUUUGUCUGCAUUAAAUGAAAGGGAGAGAACAAA